This is a messenger RNA of Diospyros lotus (date-plum), 1523 nucleotides long. RefSeq names its product probable trehalose-phosphate phosphatase H. Gene Ontology annotation, molecular function: trehalose-phosphatase activity. Lineage: Eukaryota; Viridiplantae; Streptophyta; Magnoliopsida; Ericales; Ebenaceae. The record is from RefSeq and is a predicted model, not a curated record. Gene Ontology annotation, biological process: trehalose biosynthetic process. The transcript is spliced from 12 exons. The coding region runs from base 185 to 1324 and encodes 379 amino acids.
UUUGCUGGAACUGGGAUUCCAUCCGUCACCGUCACUGUCCGCUCGCCGCUAUAAAGCCACGCCAUGGCUUCACUCUUUCUUCGCCAUUGAUUCAAACGCAGAGAGAGAUCGAGCUCUGGUUUCUGCUUUCUUUGCAUCGUUCUGUGAAUUGGCUAGUGAGUUUGAUCAGAGAAGACGAGAGAAGAUGAAGCAUAAUGUGGUGGUCUCGGAAAGCAAAUCGGGGAUUGACAUAGCCAUAACGAUGGCGGUGUCCACGGUGCCGCCGCCUCCGCCGCCGGGAGGAAGUUUCAUCUCCAUUUCAAAGAAGCUGCUCCACAACAUUGAAUCCAAUAAUGGUUCUCCCAAACUCACCGCCUGGGUUGACUCCAUGAGAGCUUCUUCUCCGACCCAUAUCAAAGCCACACCUUCUGUCCCUCAAGACGGAACCUCUUUCACUCUCAAUCAACCAUCGGCUCUGGAAAUGUUCGAGCAGAUAACGAGUGCUUCCAAGGGGAAGCAAAUAGUGAUGUUUCUCGACUACGACGGCACCCUCUCCCCCAUCGUCGACGAUCCUGAUCGAGCUUUCAUGUCUGAAUCGAUGAGGAAAACGGUGAGAAAACUCGCCAGAUAUUUUCCCACGGCCAUCGUCAGUGGCCGGUGCAGAGACAAGGUGUAUAGCUUUGUAAGGCUAGCAGAGCUGUACUACGCCGGAAGCCAUGGAAUGGACAUCAAAGGCCCCUCGAAGGGUUCCAAACACAACCCUGGAGCUCAAGCUGUUCUCUUCCAACCCGCCAGUGAAUUCCUGCCCAUGAUCAACGAGGUUUACGAAGCAUUGUCGGAGAAGACUAAAUCCAUUCCAGGUGCCAAGGUGGAGCACAACAAGUUCUGUGUCUCUGUGCACUUCCGCUGUGUGGAUGAGGAGACAUGGAGUGAUCUGGCCCAGCAGGUCAGAUCAGUUCUGAAGGAGUACCCAAAGCUUCGAUUGACUCAAGGAAGGAAGGUAAUAGAGAUCAGGCCGACAAUUAAAUGGGACAAAGGGAAGGCCCUUGAAUUUUUGUUGGAGUCCCUUGGGUUUGGCAACUGCAGUGAUGUCUUUCCUGUUUACAUCGGAGAUGAUCGAACGGACGAGGAUGCAUUCAAGGUUUUGAGAGAGAGAGGACUAGGCUCUGGGAUUCUUGUUUCCAAGAUCCCCAAGGAAACCAAUGCAUCUUACUAUUUACAGGAGCCUUCUGAGGUGAUGGACUUCUUGCAGCGGCUGGUGCGAUGGGGAAUGGUUUCAUUGCGGCGUCAGUUGAGGGUGAGAAGAAGACUUGAGGAGAUUAACAAGUUAUCUCUGCAUAAUUAAGCAUUAUAUAUAAUUAAUGCCUAAUCCAGCGAGCACUAAGUUUAAUUAAUUAAUCUCUUGUUCCUAUAUUAUAUGAAAAAGAAAAGGGGCAAGAAAACAAAAAAGGGGAAAACAAAAGAAGCUUUUGGAUCCCCCUUGUCUUUUUCAACACCUUGUAUCCAUCUAUGUACAAGCAAAAAAGUUUCCAACUUUCCAGCCA